GCUCGGCGCGGCCGGAGCGCAGCGCAGCUCGGCGGCGGGGCAGGCGGCGGCCGGGAGCGCAGCGGAGCUCGGCGGGCCGCGGGGCGCGGGGGGCGCCGCCAUGAACGCGGCGGUGGUGAAGCGGACGCAGGAGGCCCUCGGGAAGGUGAUCCGAAGGCCUCCGCUUACGGAGAAGCUGCUGAGCAAGCCCCCGUUCCGCUACCUGCACGACGUCAUCACGGAGGUGAUUAGGAUGACUGGUUUCAUGAAGGGCCUCUACACUGAUGCUGAGAUGAAGUCUGAUAAUGUUAAGGAUAAAGAGGCAAAAAUUAGCUUCCUUCAGAAGGCCAUCGAUGUGGUGGCAAUGGUUUCCGGAGAGCCGUUGUCAGCGAAACCAGCCCGGAUCGUGGCUGGGCACGAGCCAGAAAGGACAAAUGAGCUGCUGCAGAGAAUUGGAAAAUGCUGUCUCAGCAAGCUGCCCAGUGAUGAAGCCGUGAAGAGGGUGUUGGCUGGAGAGAAGGGGGAUGAGAAGGGAAGGACCUCGCUGACGUCGAAAUCGCAAGCACUGAACAAUAGGGAUGUGAGAGGAAACGAGCCCGGUCAUAAGGAUAAGGAGGAGAGGAGAAACUCUGACAUGAAAGAGAGAAGGUCAAGCAGAGAUGGAAAACAGAAGGAGGAACUGGGGGAAGAGAGCAGACCGAGAGCGAAGGGACGGGACCGCGAGAGGACCAAGGAGCGUGGCCAUGACAGGCGCCAGGAUGCGCACAGGGACAGGGCCCGAGCAGGGGAGAGUGAGCGAGCCAGGAACAGGGCCCAGCAGCACGGAGACAGAGACAGAGGCAGCGGGGACAGGAGCAGAGACCCGGAGCGCGCCCGCGAGAGGAGGAGCGAGGGCGGCCGGGACAAGGACCGGCAGAGGGUGAGAAACGGGGAGCCCUCCAGGGACCCCGACCGGGAAAGGAGCAGAGAGCAGGAUAACCUGGAGAAAAAGUCACCAAGCCCUGGGGAGGCAGCUGAAAGGUUGGCCGAUGGAUCUUUUAAAGACUCCAAAGCUGAAACAGAGGCUGAGAUUUCUCCUAGAGCAUCCAGGUCAGUGACAACAAAGACAUCACAGUGGCGAUCCAGGAAUUCAGUGGAAGGAACCAGAGAUGCUAGUGCUGACUCAGCUAGUGUUUCAGAAGAUAAUGCGACUGGACUGUGGCGUGAGAACAUUGAACCAGAGCCGGCAGCGAAGCAGAAAGAAGGAGAAGUCAGGCCUUCCGGCCGAGAUGAGGCUGCGCCGCCUGCGAGCACCGAGCCCCCGGAUGAGGCUCCACCCCACGCCAGAAGGAUACCUCGGCCUGGGAGUGCAAGACCGGCACCACCCCGGGUGAAACGCCAGGAGAGCUCGGAGGUGCUGCCCACAGACAGGUCAGGGAGUGCUAAACCCGUUUCAAAUGUGAUCAUAGAUUCGCAGAAUUCUGACAAUGAAGAAGACAGCCAGUUUGUGGUGGAGGCUGCCCCCCAGCUCUCCGAGACGGCCGGCCUAGAAAUGGUACAAGCAGUAGAAUUUGAAGAAGAUGAGAAGCAUGGAGGACUUGUCAAAAAAAUUCUGGAGACCAAGAAAGAUUACGAGAAGGUCCAGCAGUCGCCCAAACCUGGAGAGAAGGCUGCUUCCUUCAGGCAGCGUGUAUCUGAGACCCUCCCGGUUCUGAUGCUUGUAGAUUUGUUUGCUGUGAUUGAUGACAGGUACUCUGAUGUUUAUGAAAUCCUUCAUUUGUGGACAUUUAGAUUUCUUCACCGUUACAAACAGUGCUUCCCUUGGGCUCCUUCAUAAUGGUUCCUGGCCUGUAAGAGCCAGUAUCUCUUGACAAACCUUUCCUGUAAAGGGCCAGAUAGUAAACAUUUGAGGCUCAUGAGCCAUGCACUCUGUUGCAACUUCUCAACUCUCCUGACCACCCGGAAGCAGCCAUAUCCUGGCCAGUGGCAAACAGUGUGUGUGGCUGUCCUGGUACAGCUCCAUUCAUAGCAGGGCAGCCUGGCACCAUAGUUUGCAGCCUGGCUUUGGAGUCUGUGCCCAGGCUUGGAAUUGCUUCAGGUUCAUCGGUUACUCCUCAGAGUGGCUGCACCGAUUGACCCGCCCAGUGGACUGGAAGUCUGUGUUUCCGCACACCUGCCCAGCCACAGUCAAGACAGUGACCAUAUCCAUUGCCUCAACGGUGGCCUGUUUCUGUGGAAUCCCUGCUUUUUGUCACUAUAGUUUGCAUUUCCUGGAUUGUGUGUGAAUCACGUGGCAUGCACUCCUUUUGGCCUGCCUGCUUUUUUAUUCAUCACGAUUAUUUUGGGAUGUAUCCAUGUUGUAGCACGCCCAACAGCCCAUUCGUUUUUAUUGCUGAGUAGCUCUUGUGGACAGACCACAGCGGGCUUGUCCGUCUAUCAGUUAAUACACUUUGGGACCAUUGCAAAUCAAGCUACAGUGAAGUUCCUAUACAGGUGUUUGUGUGGACAGAUAGUUUCAUUCCUUUGGGUAAAUGCCUAGAAGACUGCUGGUGAAACGGUAAGGGUGCUUACCCUUGUAAGGACUCCCCAAACUGUUUCCCACAGGGAAUGGGGGUGCCAGGUCCUUGCAUUUUUACCAAAACUUGAUAUGGUCAGUCUUUUAAUUUUUUGUGGUUUUAAUUUGCAUUUUCUUAAUGGCUGAUGAUUAUUCUGUCUCCAUUGCUAGUUCCUCCUCUUCUUACUCUUUUCUUUAUUGAAGUCUUAAUGUUGCUAGCUUUUCUGUUCUCUCAAACUAAUCUUUUCUGUUUGUUACUCACUUUCUUUAGUGAGUAUAUUCUGUUUUCCCAUUUGAGUUUCUUUUGAUGAUUAAUACUUGGAUCAGUUAGGAUCAGGUUUAUCUGUGAGUGAAGGAAAAAUCUAAAACAAAGUGGCUUAAAUGAGGUAGAAAGUGCUUUAGUUCAUGAGUCAGAGUCUGGAGGUAGCAGUGACCUGGAGGAGGCACCUUGUCCGUCUUUCCUUCACCGAUGUGCCCACCAUGCCUCAGGGUGCCUCAUGGGCCAAGAUGGCUGUCCCAGUUCCAGCCUUCAGGACUAUAUUCCAGCCAGUAGGAAGGAGGAAAAGGGAAGGAGAAGAAUGGCACACCCCUUCCCUUUUAGGCUAUUUUUUGGAAGUUGUGCUCAUCACUUCCACUUGUAUUUUAUCAGCCAGCUAUUUGUCACUAAGGAGACCAUGAAGUGAAAUUUAUUCCAGGCAUUAGUUUGCUUAGCUAACAGUCAGGGUUUCCAUUGACACAGGCUAGAUUUGCCAGAUUUUCUCUCUGCCUGGCAUGCUCAGAAAAUGAUAGCAUUUGCAAGGUGCAAAGAGAAGAAGAGGAGAAGCCCGCAUGGCCGGGGGCUGUGGGUUUUAGGAACCAGCACAUCCACCGUAUGUGGGCAAUGGACAGAGCAGGAGGCUUUGCUGUCAGAAGGCAGAUCAGAAAUGGAGUCGACCUGCAGUCUCUUCGACAGUGUUUCUCUAGGGAAUUGUGUAUUUCAUUCAUGUUUUAUAAAGUCGUGGCAUGGAGAUGUUUCAGGGAUACUUUUAUGAUUUCAAAAAAUCAUAUAAAAAUAUCUACAGUUGCAGUUUUCCUUUUUUUCCAAAAACUUGUGUCUUUUUUUUUUUCUUGAAACUUUAAAAAAACUAUUGAAACAGACACCUGGAAAGUAUCAGCUUUUGGUUUUAUAGACAUUCACUUUUGUUUUCAUUUCUUUGGUUUCUACUCCUUAUUUUUCCUUUUAAUUACUUUAGAUAUUUACUUUUUCUAGCCUCUGAUAAAACACCUAGGAAACUCAGGUUUUUUUAGUCUUUGUCAUUAAAAAAACUUAAGUAUAUUUGAGACUAUACAUUUCUUAGGCAUGCUUUAUCCUUGAAUUUUAAGUUCCUUAAAUAUUAAUAUUAAAUGUUAAAAAUUCCUUGCAUUUUGGCAUGAAGUACCUUGUUGGUGUUUCUUUUUAACACGUGGGCUAUUUAGGGGUCUGUCGUUUUCGCUUUCAAACAUAAGGUCUUAAAAUGCCUCUUUAUUGGCAAUGCCGCACACAACCGCAUACUCAGAGAGCAUGGUCUGUGUGGUGCUGGUGGUUGGGUGGAGCCUUUCUGUGAGGCCUAGAGUGUGCUCAGUGUUUAUCAAGGCUUCAGAGCGCCGGCAGGGUCUCCUGGCCUCCGGGUCCAGGCUUCCGCGGCCCUGCUGAUUGCAUGAGGCGGUGACUGUGAGAACGUGCACUCAAAAUGUGUAGGCUGUGUCUGCUCGGCAUCUUCACUGAGUCAUGCAUCUCAGUCACAGUGUUAACUGCUUAUCUUCUGUCUUCUGUCUCAUUUAAGAACUCACAUAGUGUUUUUUCUGCUUUUCACAAAAACUGUACUGUGCUCUUGGUCUUAGUACUUUGCAUUUUUUGUAGGAAGCGUUUUUUCAGUGCUAAGGAAAUAUGUGUGUGUAGUCCGGCCACUUCUCCAGUCUGUCUUUGAAGUGGCAUCAGAAGAAAAGCCAUUUCUUAUUGUACUAAAGGACUUGAAUAAUACAUUACAGAACAAAUAUGUGAAUUAGAAUGCUUUGAGCAUUUUCUUCAUUAUCCUGACUUAUUUGCUCUCCUUUCAAGAGGAAAUAUAAACUUGGUUAAUAUAUUAGCUCAUGCUAGCAUUUUUCCCUUCAUACUUAUGAAGCUUUUUAAGCAACCAGUAAAGCAGUUUUAUUAGUUUCUCAAGCUUUAAACAUACUUGCUUUUUAAACUUUAUAAAUGAAGAUGAUUUUGAGUAAUAGCAAUUUUAAAGGUGGUUCACUCACUUUAAAGUGUAAAGAUUUCUCUCUUGACUUUUCAGUCUCCUUUUACAUAAUCUCCGAGUUUUUUUGCAUGUUAUUUUUAUUCUGACUGAAUGUAAAUUUCAGAUGCUUUUUCUGUUCAUUUACAUUCUUUAUUUUGAAAUAGAGUAUUUCUCUUUGUAGAUUUCUUUCUCACUUAGCUUAUUUAGAGUUUUUGUGAUUUGAUUCUCUUCAUGGUCUUGGUCAUGUGAACUGCCUCUUCUGGGAGUGCACGAGGUCCGGUGCUCAGAUGAGAACUUGGGUGUGUGUUGAAUUGGAGUUGCAUGUGUGUAUUCUACUGCCCUUCUCAAUAAAAGCUAUAAUAAGGGCUUAAUGUCACAGCUAGACGACCACAGAGACUGUGAGUGAGUGACUUAAGCAUUUAUUUGAGAAUGUGAGAACCUGUUGUACCUUGAAAUGUCUCUUGAUGGAUAAGAUUACCUUAUCAUAAACAUGUUAUACUUUAAUUAUAAUAAGUAGUAUAUGGCAAAUAGUAGUUAGCUAAAUUCUUAUAUGAAAGUCAGAGAUUUUGGUCUUAACUUUCUUUGGUGAUUUGAAGAGAUCUUAAAUCAUUUCUCAUUUUGGUCACUUGAUGGUGCAAUUUCAUCACAAAUACUUUAACCCUGUUAGAACAGUGCUCUUCCAAAUCCCUCCUUAACUGAAAUUUGCACCUGGUCAGAGUAUUUUUAAUUUGGAUGUUUGUGGUUCUAGAAUUACUAGAUGUUCUUUUACUUCAAAUAUUGUUUCUAUUUAAAUUCCUGUGAAAGAAAUAAAAGGGACGUAGGCUACAGUGUUUCUGCACUGGUGACACUGUCACAGCUGACUCAGGGAACCACUUUUUAAUCAUAAAGAGUUAUUUUUUAUUCUUUUAGGCAAUAAGGUGAUAGUUUUAUGUUCCCAAGUGAUGCAGUACCUUCCCAUAUGCAGUCUGAAGAUUUUAGGGUUUGAAUACAAAAUUGUCACCACCAAAUUAUCAGCAGUAUCACUUACAACCUUUUUACGGAUAUAUGCCAGAUAUAGUAUAGACCACUGGAAGUCAUCAGAAUGUACAUGGAAAUGGUCUUUGUGAAGGUAGUUAUGAAUAAAUAGGCCUUCUUUGUAUAGACAGAGGUCAUGAUAUGGGUAAAAUAUCAGAGUACUUUAAUUGAAAAAAAUGACUUAAGAAAAUUAGAUUAUAAAAAUGUGAUUAGCUUUAUAGUUUUACAAAUAUUUCCAAAUUGAAUGGUCAUCAUCUUCUGUUUAAUAUGUUUACUCAGUGAAUGAUAAUGUGAUGAAUAAAGAUUUUUUAACUCAAAGUUUCAACUUAAAAUUCGUAUCAUACCAUAUUUAUCACUUCUAGAUUUUAGCCAGUUUUGGUCGAGGUGAUUUUUGGCCUUAAUU
Manis pentadactyla (Chinese pangolin) is the source of this 6169-nucleotide messenger RNA. RefSeq names its product TRAF3 interacting protein 1 (gene IFT54). NCBI's taxonomy places the organism in Eukaryota, Metazoa, Chordata, Mammalia, Pholidota, Manidae. Gene Ontology annotation, molecular function: microtubule binding. Gene Ontology annotation, cellular component: ciliary basal body; intraciliary transport particle B; centrosome. The record is from RefSeq and is a predicted model, not a curated record. The transcript has 14 exons. The coding region runs from base 101 to 1795 and encodes 564 amino acids. Gene Ontology annotation, biological process: cilium assembly; intraciliary transport; regulation of microtubule cytoskeleton organization.